UGAGCAAAAAAAAAAACCCAAACGAUCGAGAGGUUUUACAUCAGUCCGUCGGUUUCCACUCUGACAACAUGUGUACUGGAAAAUGUUCCCGUUGCAUUGCGUGUGCUCUGUACCCGUUAGUGUUCCUGUCCAUGCUCUGUAACAUAAUAUUGUUCUUUCCUGGUGGGAGUGUCAAGUAUUCCAAAGAGGGACACCUUACUGAUGAGGUGAAAUACCUGGGGGGACUCAUUGGAGGGGGUUUGAUGGUGUUGAUCCCAGCGCUCUACAUCAGCCUGACCGGAGAAGAUGGAUGCUGUGGAAACCGCUGUGGGAUGUUCUUGUCGAUUGGAUUCGCUGCAGAGGGGGUAGCAGGCGCCCUGUACAGUUUCAUUGUGGCGGUGCAAGGUGUCGGUAACGGGCCGCUCUGCAAAUACAAUGGGAAAUGGACCAGACCUUUCAAAAACAGCAAUGCGAGCUACAUAUCUGACUCCAAGCUGUGGUCAGUGUGCACCGAGCCUACGAACGUGGUGCAGUUCAACACCGGACUCUUCAGCACUCUGAUGGCAGUCAGCUGUCUGCAGGUGAUUCUCUGCACCAUUCAGACCAUCAACGGCUUCUUCGGCUGCCUGUGUGGAACCUGCAACAAAUCUGAGACUGCGACCAUUAAUUAAAUAUCUGCAUUCCUCAUAUGGAGAGUCGACUGCCAUCCACUGAUAAUCAGCUGAGCAUCUCGUUCCUGGCUUGAAAACACUCCCUUUGAAAUUCUUGUAAACAGAAUUUUUAAUGUGUGUUUUUUCAUACCGCUGCAAUAUAUUAAAUUCCACUUUCAGUCAAAAAUGUGUCUCUCUUCUUGUUCCUACAGUUGAAUGUUUGAGCUGCACUGUGUAGAAUGAUGAACGUGCAGAGUUUGACAAGAGACGGCCAUUUUAACAUACACACUGAAAAUCUGAUUUAAAGGUGCAAUGAGUAGGAAGAGAAAUCAUUAACAAAUUAAAUAAUAUCAUCAAAAGAAUGUGAAGAAAUAACAUGACUUGAGGAAGAGGUCUUUGAAUUGAGUUGCCGAGAUAUCUUGUGAAAUUAGCAUGCUGAGCUAACCGCUAGCUGCUUUGUUCUGACUCUGUACAACACCGACACUCUCAAAGCUCCAUGUCAGGCGGAGAGUCAGCCACUAGAAGCACUAGCUGCGCAGCUAACUGUGCUAACUAGCUGACGACAGUUACAUUUAGCAGCAUUUGGUGGUUUUUCUGGUGAUCUGCUUCUUCUCUUUGAGUAUUCUUACAUAUUGCUCUUUUCAA
Molecule: messenger RNA, 1274 nt
Organism: Acanthopagrus latus (yellowfin seabream)
Lineage: Eukaryota; Metazoa; Chordata; Actinopteri; Spariformes; Sparidae
Product: transmembrane 4 L6 family member 4-like
Exons: 5
Coding region: 69-650 (193 amino acids)
Cellular component (GO): membrane
Source: RefSeq, a predicted model, not a curated record